Molecule: messenger RNA, 2328 nt
Organism: Varroa destructor (honeybee mite)
Lineage: Eukaryota; Metazoa; Arthropoda; Arachnida; Mesostigmata; Varroidae
Product: serine/threonine-protein phosphatase 4 catalytic subunit
Molecular function (GO): protein serine/threonine phosphatase activity
Source: RefSeq, a predicted model, not a curated record
UCAUCAUGAAGAAUGCGCCGAACAUCGGCUAACGCCGUUGCCGUCGUUGCCGCUGCCGCUGCCCCCGCCGGCAACGCAUUGAUAGCGGGGCGGCCGUCACCACUCAAAUAAAAUGACCAUUGGCUACUAGCAACUGCAAUAGCGAUUGCGACCCAGAACCGCCACCGCAGGCCGGUUUGAAGCCGCCACUUUUCCAGUACGCUGACUCAUUUAUCUAUUGUUGCUAUACCGCCGCCACUUUGGUGACUACGUUGAACAACCAACUGGGUUGCUCACCCCUGUCAACGACAAACGCUGUACAUCUCCUACCGUCUCCUGUCCAGUUGAACACCAGCCCAUUCUGCCGUUCGAUUGCUACCGCCGCUAUUGUUGUUUGCACCAAGUCAGCAGGCAAUUGGUUGACGGCACUGUGACGAGCAAUAGGGACAAUCACAGCGACGAAAGGCAAGCACUAUUGGUGCUAUCAGCUUAUCCCUUAAAAUCGUAUAGUAGAAAAGCCGGUUUAUAAAAGGCUUUAGGUGGAUGAUAGCAUGCAGUGGGUGAUUUGAGUAACAUUCGAAGGUUGUCGUGGCAGAGACAGCACCGCAAGCCAUCACCGCUCGUGAAGUGGACCCGGCGACCUGUCGCCGGCGGUUACUCGGUUCCUCCGUAAAAUGGUGACGCUGGCACGAGAUAGAGGAAACACAAAAAAGAACGGAUAGGGCGCCGAUGUGCUGGCGCUCAGAGUGGCGAUCUGUAAGCAGGUAUUUGUUACUGUCAUCAACAAUCCAAGUGAUCGUAAAGUAAAGAAGCUAUUGUAAAAGUGCAGUGCUACAGAAAGCUUGUUGUUGGCCGGUUCGUGCUCGUUCCAUUAAGUCGAUAUAUAUAUAAUCGCAACAGUUAGCUAUUAUACUACACACGUUGGUAAUGCGGUGACCAGAGCGUCCUUGGCGUCAUGCUGCUGAUGCGUCAACUACCGAUUACGACUGACCGUUCGUGAUCGUGGCGUUGUGCCACUGUCUCUGUUUCCCGGAGAAAGGGGAUCAACAGUUAUGAAGAUCUCAUUCGAUUCGGGGAGUCUUGACCUCUUCGAGGCCUAUUGUCCACCGCGUUGUUGAGACAACAAACGGCAAAUUACUGACGAGCAAGAAGUGGCAACUCCAGUAGCAUCAUGGCCGACGGAAAUGGCCUGGCAAAUUCCACGUCUGAUUUGGACCGUCAGAUCGAACAGUUACGUCGGUGUGAAAUUAUUCGGGAAGCCGAAGUGAAAGCACUUUGCGCCAAGGCGCGCGAAAUUCUCAUCGAGGAAAGCAACGUGCAGACGGUGGAUGCCCCUGUCACAGUGUGCGGCGAUAUUCACGGCCAAUUCUACGAUUUGAAAGAGCUAUUUCGGGUAGGUGGUGAUGUGCCCAACACAAACUAUCUAUUUAUGGGCGACUUCGUAGAUCGUGGUUUUUACUCCGUUGAGACGUUCCUGUUGCUGCUAGCACUGAAAGUGCGGUAUCCUGACCGAAUUACGUUAAUUCGUGGCAAUCAUGAAAGUCGCCAGAUUACACAGGUGUACGGCUUUUACGAUGAGUGCCUCCGCAAAUAUAACAGUGUUACGGUGUGGCGAUAUUGUACAGAAAUUUUUGACUACCUUUCGUUAUCGGCUAUCAUUGACGGGAAGAUCUUCUGUGUGCAUGGUGGUCUUUCGCCAUCGAUCCAAAGGCUCGACCAAAUUCGUACCAUCGACCGUAAACAAGAGGUGCCCCAUGACGGUCCCAUGUGCGAUCUUUUGUGGUCUGACCCCGAGGAAACACAGGGUUGGGGUGUUAGCCCUCGUGGCGCUGGGUACCUCUUUGGCAGCGAUGUUGUCCAACAAUUUAACACGGCCAAUAACAUCGAUAUGAUUUGCAGGGCUCAUCAACUGGUUAUGGAGGGUUACAAGUGGCACUUUAAUGAACUCGUUCUUACUGUCUGGUCCGCGCCUAAUUACUGUUACCGAUGCGGAAACGUAGCAGCGAUCCUGGAAUUAGACGAGUACCUUCAACGAGACUUCACGAUAUUUGAGGCAGCCCCUCAAGAAAGCCGGGGCAUCCCAACAAAAAAGCCCCAACCGGACUAUUUCCUCUAAAGAUAACGCACUCGAGCUGGCUUUUGGGUGAUAUCCGAAAGAGGAAACGGUUGUAUAAGGACCUGUGCCGGUUCUGCAAUCCCUACAAAACUAUGUAACAGGCCGGGGAUAUAUUUCAAAGUGGACGUGUACUGCAGGACUUGUAUCGGGAAAUGAGGGCGUUAUAUGUGCACAUUAAUUUCAGUUAUAUUAUUAUAACUAUCGAUGUACACUCUUUUCGAGCAUAGGAAAUA